CACCACAUUUCAAACUCUUCUUCCUUUCUUCAUUAAAAUCUGGUUUCUUUCUGAUUUCUGCUGCAAGCCCUUUUGAUCAUUUGUUGAAGAAAAAAUGUUUCUUGAGGCAAUUUCAGCAGUAUCUCUGCCUUCCCUUCAGGGUUCUGCUGCUCUUGGACCCUUAACAAAUUCAUCCACUUCUCCUCCCUUUUCAACUUCAUUUUCUCCUAAAUUGAUUUCAUUGUCUGUUUCUUCUUCCUCUUCAUCUUUCUCGGGUCUUGUUUUGGCCAAGAAGCGUGAUAAUGGACUUGCGGCUGGCGCGUCCAAUGAGACUGUGGGGUUGCCGCUAACCGGGGUGCUGUUUCAGCCAUUUGAAGAGGUUAAGAAGAAUGAGCUCAUGGUCCCCACAGCUCCCGAGGUUUCACUUGCGAGGCAGGGCUUUUCUGAAGAGUGCGAGGCGGCAAUAAAUGAGCAGAUCAAUGUGGAGUACUGUGUAUCCUACGUCUACCAUGCCCUGUAUGCUUACUUCGACAGGGAUAAUGUUGCUCUGAAAGGCAUUGCUAAAUUUUUCAAGGAGGGCAGCCAAGAAGAAAGGGAACACGCAGAGAAACUAAUGGAAUAUCAGAAUAAGCGGGGAGGGAGAGUGAAAUUACUGAGCAUAGAGAGGCCUCCUGCAGAGCUUGAUGAUGCUGAGAAGGGAGAUGCACUGUACGCGAUGGAACUAGCAUUGUGCUUGGAGAAGUUAACCAACGAAAAGCUUCUGAAACUCCACAGUAUUGCUGACAAAAACAAUGAUCCUCAACUAGCAGAUUUCGUGGAGAGCGAAUUCUUGGAAGAGCAGGUUGAAGCCAUUAAGAAGAUUUCAGAAUACGUUGCUCAAUUGAGGAGGGUGGGAAAGGGACACGGAGUUUGGCACUUUGAUCAGAUGCUCCUCCACCAAGGAGACGGUGCAAUGUGAAGGGGAUUGGUAUUAUUUCUUGCUAGAUUAGAAUAAGGGUGUGCCAUUUAGUGUGUUAGGCUGGAUUUGACCCAUACGACUGGAGUGUCUCGGACAAUCUUUAGCAGCUAGUCUACUUACCUUUGCUUGUCCUGUGUAUUGUCAAGAGGUGAUAUGAAAGUUUCUCACAUCUUUCUUAUGAUAAGAUAUAUUUAGCU
Messenger RNA from Sesamum indicum (sesame), 1134 nucleotides. RefSeq names its product ferritin-3, chloroplastic. The record is from RefSeq and is a predicted model, not a curated record. Gene Ontology annotation, molecular function: ferrous iron binding; ferric iron binding. NCBI's taxonomy places the organism in Eukaryota, Viridiplantae, Streptophyta, Magnoliopsida, Lamiales, Pedaliaceae. Gene Ontology annotation, cellular component: cytoplasm. Gene Ontology annotation, biological process: iron ion transport; intracellular iron ion homeostasis.